Messenger RNA from Nerophis lumbriciformis (worm pipefish), 2145 nucleotides. Lineage: Eukaryota; Metazoa; Chordata; Actinopteri; Syngnathiformes; Syngnathidae. The record is from RefSeq and is a predicted model, not a curated record.
AUGUCCGCUCAGGGACUCCUGAGCAGCGUCUUCUCCUGCUCCCUCAGCCCCAGGACCAUCUCCAAACGUGGACUGAGGCAGACCAGGAGCUUGGACUCGGCACUGAUGAGGCACUAUGGAGCGGAGAGUACGUCCUACCAGGGAGGCUUCACAUGGAAUAGUGUGUCGGGACGCUCCGUUGGUCUGAAGCCCAUCCCGCUCCAAAGCCUCUCUGAACUGGAGCGAGUUCGUCUACAGGACGUUGCCUUCAGGCAACUCCUCCGGGAUCGCGACUUGGGCUGCCACGUCACCAUUCCCAAAUAUGGUUACAAAUACAAGAAGUCGCUCAGAUGUAAGCUGGAUUCACUUUCUAAGGAGAAGAGUAAAGACAAAGAGGCGAUGACGCCCCAAGCCUUUAGCAUCCCGCUGGAGCAGGUCAUCUGCAACGACCGCAAGCACAAGCGGCGCCACGACGCGCCGCUGGAGCAGCACUGCGACCCCACUGAGCUGGUGCUGUCCUUCCUCCACUUUACUUCAACCUUCAAGAAGACCAACAAGGAGUUUUCAAGCAGCAACUCGUCCCUCAGCUCCAAUUCAGAGAGUCCCAAUAAAUCGCCAUUUGCUCCGGCGCCUGAUGCGGCCCCACGGACUCGCAGGAGGGGCGGCGUGUCGGUGGACUGCAUCACCGACCUGGAUGAUAACCAGUCGCAGCUCUUGGAGGCCCUCCAGCUGUCCCUGCCAGUGGAAGCGACGGGCAAAAACAGGAAAAAGAGGCAUGACAAAAAGCUUAGCCUCAACCCUAUGUACCCUCAAGUCCCCAGGGUGGUUGAACUCUGCUGUCAGCACCUGGAAAACCACGGUUUACAGACAGUGGGAAUUUUCCGUGUGGGGAGUUCCAAGAAGAGAGUGAGGCAGAUGCGUGAAGAGCUGGAUCAGGGAUGGGACCUCCAUUUAGACGAACAGCACAGCGUUCACGACGUGGCAGCGUUGUUGAAAGAAUUUUUCCGCGACAUGCCUGACCCUCUGUUGACGAGAGAGCUUUACACGGCGUUUAUCAACUCGACAGUGUUGGAGCGAGCUGAGCAACAGAAGGCCAUCCAGCUGUUGAUGUUCUUGCUUCCUCCCUGCAACUGUGACACGCUACAUCGCCUUCUCUGCUUGCUCUCUGCUGUUGCUGCCCAUGCUGAAGAUAUGCUAGAUGAGGAGGGACGCAAGAAACCAGGAAACAAGAUGACAUCCUUAAAUUUAGCCACAAUCCUUGGCCCCAACCUCUUGCACAAGCAAAAAAACCCCGAUAAGGAGUUUGCGGUCCAGAGUUUAGCCCGCGCCGAGGAGAGCAGCGCCAUCAUCAGGGUGCUCCAAACCAUGAUCAAUGCGUGUGACUCGCUCUUUCUGGUUCCUGCUGAGCUCCAGAACGAGGUGUUGCUCAGUCUGCUAGAAACCGAUCCUGAUGUUGUUGACUACUUACUGCGGCGGAAAGAUACACAUUACUCCAAUUCUGACCUGGUUGGACCACUCAAGUCGUCCCUGAUGGAAAGGUGCUCCUCCAAUGAGUCCAUGUCCAGUGGUGAGGCUUCCCCCUAUGACAACAGCUCUCCCGUUCUAUCAGAGAGGCUCCUUCAGCCGGAAGACGAUGAGGCAAUCUUGGAAAGUGACGCAAGAACCUCGCCUACUAUUACGACAGAAGAGGCCUUGGAGGAUCACUUCUGGGACUCCUGGCAUCCACUUUUCAGCAACAACGUUAUUGACCUUAACAUCAAUGGCUCCCUGGGAGACAUUUCUGAAUGGAAGUCAUUUGGCUCAUCAGAGGAGCUGAGCGGUCACCAAGGAAACAACAAGCUGCCCGUCAGCCCUACGCAAACCUCAUUGGAUGCUUCAGAACGUAGGCCACACCUCACUGUGGCUAGCAGCAACCUAUCCGGAGCUAUCUGCUCCGACGACCUGGCUGACGGGACGGGACAGCCUGUCAAUGCUAUCCUUACAGAAAGAGAAGAUUGCUUGUUUCGACCUCUCGGUGAGAUGCGCGUUUUCUGUUCCGGGCCUUCCAUCAGUCAGAGUGUGACCAACAGAACUGCUCCAGAACGGGCCUCGGGUAAAGCAAAUGGUCAUAUAUGGCAGAUCCUCUCCCCAAACAAUGGCGAUCCAUUGCCAGAAACUCUGGUGUGA